Molecule: messenger RNA, 1819 nt
Organism: Amphibalanus amphitrite
Lineage: Eukaryota; Metazoa; Arthropoda; Thecostraca; Balanomorpha; Balanidae
Product: CLIP domain-containing serine protease 14D-like
Exons: 7
Coding region: 113-1327 (404 amino acids)
Biological process (GO): proteolysis
Molecular function (GO): serine-type endopeptidase activity
Source: RefSeq, a predicted model, not a curated record
AUAUACGUCGGCCGGGGCGGCGGCCACCUCACACAGUCGCUCCAGCGAGCAGCGGAAGGCAGUCUGAUAGUGCUAUUACAGGGCGACAGACGUGAGACGGUACAGGGACGGGAUGACGACUGCACGGAGGCUGGUGGCGUGUCUCGCCGUGCUACUGUGUGCUGCAGCCGACACACGAGCCAACAUCGUUUUCGGCGGACCUCAGACGCCUCGGCAGCCGCCCCGAGGACUAGGCCCGCCGCACUCUGCCCUGGGAGCACACUGCUCCAUGCCGGCUGGAGCGCCGGGCCUCUGCAAAAGGAUCCAGGAUUGUCCCUCGCUGAUGGGCCAUCUCAGGAGCGGCAACAUCCAGCUCCUAAAGCAGCUGGUGUGCGGCAAGGCCAGGUCACAGACCUUGCUGUGCUGUCCGGACGGGGUGGCCCCUCCCCCUCCCACUGCCGCGCCGUCCCCCACUGCGGACACAUGCGGCAUCACGACCAAGUACCAGCCGCCGCGCGUGGUGGGCGGGGAGCCGGUGCAGGCGGUCGGCACGUUCCCCUGGAUGGUGGCCCUGAGGUACGACCUGCGCAAGAUGUUCCAGUGCGGCGCGGCAGUGAUCGGCAGGAGGUGGCUGCUCACCGCGGCACACUGUGUCAACAUCCCCGGAGGACCGGUGGGGGCUCGUAUCGGCGACCUCAACUUGUACACGACCACCGACGACGACGUGGCGCACCCGCCUCAGGACAUAGAGGUGGAGCGGCUGAUCCGGCACCCGGGCUACCGCCGCACCUUCCGCGGCCUCAACAACGACGUGGCGCUCGUCAAGCUCAGGAGCGACAUCGAGUACUCCGAUAUUGUCCGGCCCAUCUGUUUGCCCACCAAGAAGUCGGAGGUUCAGCCAUCGGGAAAGACGGUGAUCGCCGGAUGGGGCCUGACCGAACAUGGUGGAAGGGACGGCACCAACGUGAUGCACUACGCGGAGCUGAACAUCACCGACGUCCGCACGUGUCAGAGCAACUACCUGAGGUCGCGCAACCACCACGUGGACCCGGAGCAGCACCUGUGUGCCACGGGCAAUGUGACCGCCAGGGGACACGUGCUGUCCGGCUGCCAGCCCGGAGACGACAGCCUAGACUGCCAGGGAGGCGUCGAUACAUGCAAGGGUGACAGCGGCGGACCGCUGAUGAGCUACGAGAAGCUGCCGCAGGGGGUGGUGCGUCUCACUGCUGUGGGCGUGGUCUCGUUCGCCAUCGGCUGCGGCAGCCCGCUGCUGCCGGGGGUGUACACCCGCGUGGACUCGUACAUCGACUGGAUACAGGAGACGAUGGCUGCGCACGGCGGCCGGUAGGGGGCGGAGCGGAGCGAAGGGAGGGAGAGGGGGCAGAUCGUGAAGGAAAGCUUGAUAUUAGGAAAUUGACUGAAGACUCUGAGAGAAGAAGACUAUAAGUUUAAGUGAGUUUGAAUAAUGGUGAAUGAAAGAAUGAAGGGGCCAGUAGAGGUGAAAGAGAGAGUGUAAGAAAGACAGAGGCUGGCCUGUUACUUAUUGUCAAGAAAUAAGUGUUGUUUCAGACGACGGUUGAUUACGAGCAAGCGAAGUCUUACGCAGAGUAGCAGAAAUUCCUGAGCAUGAGCGGCCGGCCGGCCAGCCGUGCGGACGCUUUUGCGAAACCUAUGUCUCCGCAACCACUAGACCGGUUUACUUGCGGUAAUGUUUUUUUUUUUUUUUAGGGUAGCUUCAUUCCUUCGACCAUGUGUUGGACUAUUUCCCAUGCAUGUGGGUGGCCCCUUAUGCACGUGCCACGUGGAAAAUGAAAAGGUGUGUAAUAUAGUUCGUUUGAUA